Molecule: messenger RNA, 192 nt
Organism: Clunio marinus
Lineage: Eukaryota; Metazoa; Arthropoda; Insecta; Diptera; Chironomidae
Source: the annotation of a GenBank genome assembly
AUGCUAAGCUUACAUAAUGGACAACACGCUUCGUGUUCCCAAAAAUUGAAAGGGCUUCUAAGAGGCAACAUUAAAGCAACUACUCAAACACACAAUAAUCCAACAUUAGCAGAAAUAAGUUCGAAACCGUUACGAAAUUUAUCCAUAAUUUCAUUGAUAGCAAAAAUUGAAGUAGGAAAGACAUUUGAUUAA